Molecule: messenger RNA, 2046 nt
Organism: Polyodon spathula (Mississippi paddlefish)
Lineage: Eukaryota; Metazoa; Chordata; Actinopteri; Acipenseriformes; Polyodontidae
Product: transmembrane protein 160-like
Exons: 4
Coding region: 88-852 (254 amino acids)
Source: RefSeq, a predicted model, not a curated record
UGAAAGACGCGUCCUGCUGCAGUGUUGCAGCUGGCUUCUUGUCUGUUGAAAAGUGAAAGUGCGGAGUGUUUUGUUUUGGAGUCAGACAUGGCAACAGCGAGUUGGCUUGGUUUGAGACUGUUGCCUCGGCUCGGUUCCCAGCAGUGCCAGGGAAUCGGGCUUCUUCAUACCGGGCUGUCAGUGGGACUCAGCGCGCCUGGGUCGCGGAAAAAGGGAAUGGAACCGGGGGCAAGAGUCCGAACCCAGAGCCGCCGAACUUCACCGAGCUCGACAAUGCUGCUGCUAUGGUUACAUAUUUCAUUAUUAUCAUUGUUUUAUGAAAUACUAUGUUUACUUCACAUAAAAACAACAUUAAAAUUACAUUUAAAUGCUGGCAAAAUCGAGCUGUGGUAUCCUUGGAUCUCCAGAGCAGUGGGGGAACAACUAUAUGCCCAAAGCGUUAGUAAUGCCAAUCCUCUCUAUGAAUCCACUCUGGUUCUGUUCUGUUUCUGGUUAGGGUUCCUGUCCUGCUUUCGAAAUGGUUUGCUGGCCACAGGGAUUGGGGUGAUCUCCUACGUUCAGAGUAAUGUGGGGUGUGAGGCUGCUUACGGUUUCUUCAUCCUGGGCGGAAUGUGUGGGUCGUUUGGAAGUACCUCCUACAUUGGGAACCUGUUUGUCGUGCGCCACACCAUGCUGCUGUCCCUCCCUGCUGUGCUGCUCAACAGCCUGGUGGUGAGCCCCGCUGCCCUCUUCUGGCUGUGCGCGGUAGCGCUGUACAUUGGCAGGCUGCAGGUGGAGAUCAUGCAUAACAGGGAGGAGGGGUGCGAGGACUGCCGCAAGGAUGAAGAAGACAGAGGCAAGAAGGGCAAAUAAAACACACCACCGCCAACAACACUGCAGGAUUAUUUUAAUGAUCUAAACAGCGGUGGGUCUAAAUAACAGCACUCUUAAAACUCUGCCUUCAGGGUUUGGGGGAAAAAUAAAUUUGUCAGGUCGUGAAAGGGAACGUGUACUGGGCUUUGAAAGUUGAAGGAAAUUGAAAAAUAUACAUAUAUGGAGUUGAUACCAUACCACGCCUACUACUGCAGAAAAUUAAGUGUCACAUCGAUCAAGAAUAAAACCCGCCCCAGUGUCAAUCUUUCUGUUGCACCAAUUAGAAAAGCUACUUGGAGGCAAUUGCCAGCCCCCUUUCUUUUUAUAAUACCCGCCCUUACUGUGGCAGCGCAGCAGGCAGAUAUGCGACUAACUGACUGUAUAUGGUGAUAAAUUACUAAAAUUAUUACACCAGAAAAUAUGCAUUGGGUGAGAUUUGACACGUGACCGAUUAUACGCCUAACGUUCAACAUACAUUGAUCAGAUACACUGCUGAUCAAUCACAAACUUCACACACUCACAGAUCAUAAACUGAAGUAAUGAGGCACUAACUGAAAUGAUUGUUUUGGCUUAAGGCUUAAUUUAAUGCACUGGUUUUGCAUUUUCCUAAAACACAUUUUCCCAUUAGAACUGGGCCCUUGGUUUCUUAUAAGUUUCAGUGCUGAUGGCACAGCUACACUUUUAUUUAAUUUUACAGACUUACAUGACAAUCCUUCACAUGUAUGUAUUUGGGACCUUUUCUUGGGUUGCGUAAAUAUGUUGGAGUGGGGGUUUGCUUUUUCACUUGGUAUAAGAAAAAAUAGACUGGGUUACUGUUAUCACUUAUAUUUGUGAGAAAGCUCACAAGUUUGGUUUUGCGUUGUUACUGUAUGUGUAGAUUGUCUUUGAUAGUAUGAGACUUCCUCUGUGAACCGUCUUUAGUUAUGAGACCUGGAUGUACACAUUUUGUCUGGGAAACAAAAUAUAUAUAUAUAUAUAUAUAUAUAUAUAUAUGCUGUAUAUGUGUUUCAUUUUUUUCCACAAAGUUGUGUAUGCCUGUUCCCUCAGCUUUAGGUUUGAAUCAAGCUCAACGCCUGACUGCUUUGUUAACCGUGUGGUGCCUGUGUGCAUUGAAUGGAGUUAUUUUUAGAGUGGUUCACAGCGUUCUGCUUCGUUCUGAUUGCUAUGCCUUUCUGGGUGUAACGACUCAACCAU